Molecule: messenger RNA, 855 nt
Organism: Zonotrichia leucophrys gambelii
Lineage: Eukaryota; Metazoa; Chordata; Aves; Passeriformes; Passerellidae
Gene: LRRC18
Product: leucine rich repeat containing 18
Exons: 1
Coding region: 1-855 (284 amino acids)
Molecular function (GO): protein binding
Source: RefSeq, a predicted model, not a curated record
AUGCCCAAGGGAAAAGGAAAAGGUCCACAAGGGAAAAGGAUCUCCUUGAAAGCGGCCAAAAAUUCAAUGCGAGUACUUUUUAAUGGAAGGCGCCGACUUGAGCUAAGCAAAAUGGGCAUUGCUGUCUUCCCCAAGGUCCUUCUGCAGCUGGCUGAUGUGGAGGAAAUUGAUUUGAGCAGAAACAUGAUAAGAAAGAUUCCAAACAUCAUUGAGAAGUUCCAGAAUCUGAUAUGGCUGGACCUGCAUAGUAACCAGAUUGAUGAGCUGCCCCCAGAGAUAGGCACGCUUCGCAACCUUACUUUCCUGAAUUUAUGCAACAACAAGCUGACCACAAAAGGUCUGCCAGAAGAGCUGACCCAUCUCAAGAACCUGCGUACUCUCAACCUUGGCUUAAACUGUCUUGAGAGUAUUCCCACCACUCUUGGGGCCCUGAAGGAACUUAUUGAGCUAGGUCUUUUUGACAACUCCUUGACCAUCAUCCCGAAAAGUGUGAAAAAGCUCCCCAAGAUGGAGAGAAUGAAUGUAAAAAGGAACCCUUUACCAGAAUUUGCAGAGGAAGAGGAGCCAAUUGACACCAUUAAACGUUUAGAAUCGCUUUACUUAGUAGAAAAGAAAGACCUGUGCGAGUCCUGCCUGCUGACCUGCCAGGGUGAGAGGGACGAGCUGCACAAGUUAGAGAACAUGACACCCGUCCCCCCAGAGAAGCCAAAUUUCACUUCACUCACUACACCCAAUUCUACUGCAAUAGAUAACCAAGAAGAAUGGAGAAUAAAAGAAGACAAUCCUUCAAAUACACCAGAAGAAGACAAUCCUUCAAAUUCACCAAGGAACUCUACAGACCUUGAAGCUCCAUGA